UAUAAAAAUCUCAAAUCGCACAAGCUCCAAAAAACUGAUGAAUAAGGAAAAGACCGCUAAAGCGCAGACUCAUCUCAGCCUGUGGACAGGACUCCAUCCCUCCGAUGAGUCGGAAUCGAUAAAAUAGAUCUUCGUGCACUUGACACGCACUGUGGAAAUUUUCAAUCAUCUUCUUGUGCUAAUAGUCCAGGAAGUUAUCCCUAUUUCAUGCAGUCCUUUGUACUCUGUUCUGUGAUUUAGUAAUAGAUGUAGGGAAUUAUGGCCAAGAAGAUACCUUUUAGUGUGAUUUUUGCCACAGAUGAAGAUCCAGCUUUUCCGGCCAGUGAAUUAAACAGCCACGGACCGACAGUUCAGGGAUGGCGUACCAGUGCCAACUCCAGUGUCCAACCACAGGAACUUAUCCUCAAGUUCCACUAUCCCGCGAGAGUGUGUCGUAUCCAAGUGCUGGGCCAUCAAUUUAUGAUACCUGAUCGGAUUGAAUUGUGGCUGCACAAUGCCCCAAAAGACUCUCCAACUACACCUUCAAGUCAGAAUUUUGAGUACCUAGGCUUCAUUGUUCUCUCAGACAAUUCCACGUCCCAAUAUAAAUCUCGAGAACUUCAGAGUGUCACUGUGACUCCAAGGAUGGGAAGUCACUUGAAACUGCGAAUGGGAGCACCCUAUGUAAAUGAUUUCAAUGACGCCCACCAAGUUGCUCUAAUUGGCAUCAAUGUCCUGGGAAUGGAUCCUGUUGACGAUACAGGAGGACCACUUGUGGCCCCUGAGACUCUGGCUUCCAUCUGUGACUGUCUCUCCUUCUCAAUGUACGUGGAGGAGACAAUUUGCGACGUGGUAAAGGAAUUGGAGGCAAAAAAACAUCGUGCUGUGAUUGAAGAGAGAUUCGAGUAUGCACGCAAGCUGAAAUUGUGCAUGACUGCUCUUAGAAGUGCUGGGGAACGCCUGGGACGAUAUGCUCUGGCCAAAAGACAAGCUGUCACCCAGGAAGAUUUCGCCACAGCACGUCUUCGAAAGGAACAAAUUGAAAUCUAUCGCAAUGCCGUCUUCUCCCAAUUGGAAGUGGAAAAGUUGCUUGAAAAAAAUGGUCAGGUGCCUGAGAAUGAUCUCAUAUCACCUGUCUAUGUAGCCAAACCAGUCCUUCCAUCCCCACUGAGUCUCCAGGAAGUGGCUAUACUACUUCUGCAUGAUCCCAAAGAGCAGCACAGCCCUAAGCCACCUAGCGUUAAGACCAGUGAGCCAGGAAAACAAGAUGAACCCUAUUUCUCUCCACAACUUAGCAAAAUUGGACGAAGUCCUAGUCGCAAUUCACCCACAAAUACCGGAUCUCUCAGGCGCAGGAAUAAGAGUGCUCCGAGAAAUAGCUAUGAGGACUAUGAGGAGCGAACUCUGCCCACGCUGAGAACUUCACAAACUAAUGAAUUUUUAAGGGAAUGCCAAUCUACCGCGGAAGUAGAGGCGAACACUCGUGGCAAGUUCAAGGUGAUGAAUGACCGAGAGAAGAGACAGGCUGCACUACCACUCCUUGUCUUUGGAACAGAACUGGUGGAACUCUUCUAUUCGAAGCAAUUCCAGGACCGAGAAGAAGGACUCACACGUCUGAGGAACAUUCUCAGGAAUCCCACUGUGAUUGAGGGCACAAUUGGGCCCAACAAAGUGGCCAGGAGCUCAACAUUGCUCCUAUACCGUGCCGUUCGUGACGCUGUCUUUUCCGUCUUCAGCCAAGCUGCUGAGACAGUGAGAGCAUUGUUUGUGGACUUCAUCCCACAACGCAUCUCAGCAAACGAGGUCUCACGCUGUGUGGAUCGUCUGUUGCCCGAGCUAUUGGCCAAAAGUGGUGAUCCCUCUCCCCGAAUUCACACUCUGGCGCAGCAUACGAUUCUUAGCAUUGCUUCGUGUACUGAAGUACGCCAGCAAAAUCUCGUUGCACCCGCAUUGUCUCGUCCCGUGGGCUCUGGCACCCAUCCUCGACUGGCACUCAGUCGUAUCCAGAUGUUGGAACAACUGGUGCUGAGUCAGGGUAUCAGCACGGAUAAACAAAGUGGACUUACAUGCCGAUCUCUGACCGAAUGUGGCUGCUCAGGCAUUCACCAUCCGUCGGAACCAGUGCGAAAAGUAGCUGAACGAGUACUUCUACUCGUCUACCGCAUCAAUCCGCGUCUCAUCAGGAAGCAAUUACCCCCAGAUGAUGACAUUACCCGACGCAAUCUUCUCUACCGUCAACUCUUUACCGAAUUCGACAAGAUCGACAAAGCUAGACGCAGUGAAAUGAUGGAAUCCCUGCGAGAUGAGCAAGCAGAAGAGGAAGAGGGAGCAGCCUUUGGGGAAUCAUGGGAUGUUGAAGAACUAAAAGUAUCGCUGCCAAAUAUGGCUAAUGGAGACAAGAACGGAUGCAAAGAGACUGUGCAAUGUUCCUUCUGUGAUUGGACAUGUGAGAAAGACGGAGCGCAAUUGGACAAACACUACUGGAAAACUUGCCCGAUCCUCAUGAAAUGCCCUCAGUGCCAGUGUGUCCUAGAAGUAUCUGCCUAUUCGCAUCAUUUAACAAACGAAUGCGAAGCUAAGGAAAGCUACGUAAUCUGCAAAAGAUGCACAGAGGCCGUCCACAUGGAGCUCUAUCAGUUGCAUCUCCUCGAAGAAUACUGCAGAGAAUUGCCCACGGGCAAAGUGAGGUGCCCACUGUGCCAUGAGAACAUCCCAGAAAACGGUUGGAAAAAACAUUUUCUCGAACCCACGCACUUCUGUCGCGGAAAUUCCCGACGACGCAACGGUAAAAAGUAGAUUCUGAGCUUCGAACACAUUUCAAAUUAACAAACACCUCUAAUUCCAAAUCAAUUUAAAUUUAUAUUAUUGUAUGUAAAACUGCUUUUGACAUUAUUAAAAAAAAAAGGGAAAAACUCACUAUUAAAAAUAAUUACAAAAA
Phlebotomus papatasi is the source of this 2917-nucleotide messenger RNA. RefSeq names its product centrosomal protein of 104 kDa. NCBI's taxonomy places the organism in Eukaryota, Metazoa, Arthropoda, Insecta, Diptera, Psychodidae. The record is from RefSeq and is a predicted model, not a curated record. The transcript has 8 exons. Bases 259 to 2775 code for a protein of 838 amino acids. Gene Ontology annotation, cellular component: cilium.